This is a messenger RNA of Zasmidium cellare ATCC 36951, 1710 nucleotides long. RefSeq lists its product as uncharacterized. Gene Ontology annotation, biological process: box C/D snoRNP assembly. The record is from RefSeq and is a predicted model, not a curated record. Gene Ontology annotation, molecular function: metal ion binding; RNA binding. Gene Ontology annotation, cellular component: nucleus. The transcript has a single exon. NCBI's taxonomy places the organism in Eukaryota, Fungi, Ascomycota, Dothideomycetes, Mycosphaerellales, Mycosphaerellaceae. Bases 1 to 1710 code for a protein of 569 amino acids.
AUGAGUGGUUUCCAAUUUCCGCCGCCUCCUCCGCCGCCACCAAAGCCAUCGAAUGGCGACCAGAACCAGGCUGGUCAAUAUGGAGAGGCGGGUCGAGGACGAGGUAGAGGUCGUGGUCGUGGAGGGCAAGACCCGAGAGGUCGCGGUGGACGAGGGCGUGGCAAUUUCUCCCAGAACCGUGGCCAACAUCAAGGAAGCAACGGCCAGUCACCGCCACUGACCUCAACAACCAGCUCGUAUGGUCAGUCCCACAUCAAUACGAACACCGGCGCAAGCUUCAACUCCUCUCCACAAUACGGCUUAAACGGUACAUCUGGACUCCCUCCUGGAUCGUAUGUCAACCCAGCAUUCCAUCGAAACGCCUUCCAGAACAGCACCAAUCAGUCCAACAUCCAGAACGGCUCGCAGACGUCCCCACGUAGGACCGCCGCUGGCCAUAAGCGUAAGCUUGAAGCACUUCGAGGUCCACAACAAGACAAAAAGGCUGGCCCAACCACAGCUCCUUUGAUACCAAGCUUUGGUAACCCCAUUCUUCCUGCAAACAAUGCUUCACAAAGUGCCCAAUUGCCGGCUCCACAAAGCAAGCGUGGUCCAAACAUGCUGGGUCUUACGCCACAGGACGAUCAACCUCAAUACUCUUCCGAGAGCGAGGACGAUGCGAUUGACGAGGAAGCAAUGUACGCAGAGCUUGGAACCAAUCUUACCUUUGAGCACAACGGCACGGUAAUGGCGUUGAACACCGCGGCCGAUCUUGCGGCUUGGAAGAAUGAACGGUUGAAGAACUUCCCCACAAAGCAACGUCUGGCGGCAAAACAGGAGGAGAAACGCCAAAUCGGGGAGGAAAGGAAGAGGCUGCUCACAGAAGCCAGCCAGGCCCUUCGUGCCGCGAAAGACGCAAAGUCCAUCAAGACCCGAGUCGAAGUCCCCACGCCCGACGACCCACAAACGCCCUCUCAGCCCGAGAGCGAUCUGGAAAAGGCGAGGAGGGAGCUCGCUGUGCAGACUGCUAGACUCGACCAGCUUCGAAAGUCCGUGGCGAAGAGUGAAGAUAGGGCUGCACGCGCUCGCGACCAGGAAGCGGCUGGCCAGGAGGCAUCCAUAAAGGCUCUGGAUGGUUCUUCGGCGAGGGACGACGAACCUAACAAUAAGGACCUCGAAAAGCCAGGAUUCAGUGCGCGAGAUUUUCUAUCUUCCACAGCCGUGAUCGCCACUUCAGCUCAGGGGAACACUCCAGCGGCUCAUGUCGAAGAUCUUCCCAGUACAGCUGAGGACGCAAUGGAUGGUGUAGUCGCAGCUUCACAAGCCAAUCACACUGCUUUCUCACACGGUAACAGCGACGACAGUGACGACGACGGCCCGCCAGAGGAAACGACAUCGACCCGCCAGGGCACUGUCAACCAAAAUAGAAGAGUCUGUAAAUACUUUGCUGCCAGUGGAUCUUGUAGAGAUGGCGACAUGUGCGCAUUCAAGCAUGAGCUGGAUCCUCGUGCAGCUGCAUCAAUGGCUCAGGAUCAGCAGCGGAGGGACAUUCAUACUGGCAGACACAAGGCAGAUGAACAGGACGAGACUUCACCAUCGUCUAAGCGAAAGACGAUUUAUGACCGAUUGUUGGAGCAAGAGCAAGGGCAGGAAGAUAAGUUGGCAUUGCAGGUCAUCAAGUACCUUGGCCACAUGGGACUGUUCGCGAAGAAGGUGGAAGAUACAUCUUGA